CCCGGCGGCGCUCCGAGGCGGGCCUUCCCCUCGGCCCUGGAGGCCGGCGCCGCCCACAGCGAGGGCGGCCUGGCGCGGGAUGGCGGCGGCGGCGGCCUGCUGGGGCCUCCGGGCUGGCGGGCGGCUGCUGGCGCGGCUCUUCCGUGGUCCGCGGCUGGCCGCGCUGCCGCCUCCCGCCCGGAGCCGAGGCCUGGGCGGCGGGGGCGGCGGGGGGCACGGGGCGGCCCAGCGCUACAGCCUGGCCUACACCUGCAAGGUGUGCGGGACGCGGGUGAGCCAGGCGGUGUCCAAGGCGGCCUACCAGCGCGGCGUCGUCAUCGCGACCUGCCCCGGCUGCCGGAGCCGCCACCUGAUCGCCGACAACCUCGGCUGGUUCUCGGACCUGGGCGGGAAGAGGAACAUUGAGGAGAUCCUUGCAGCCAAAGGGGAGACCGUGAAGUUCGGUGAUUCCUUGGAACUUUUCCUUGAUAACUCGGACUCAGUCGAAUCCCAAGGCCAGCCCUCAGAAGAUAGUGGAGGAAAAUCUUUGGGGCCUGGGAAAGAACUGAAGUGAAUGUGGAUUCUUCUGCUUUGGACAGAAAAACCUGUAUUUUCACAACAUGAAGAGAGGCUUUAUGGACGGCUUCUCAAUUCCAAUCUCUUCCAUCCUUUUCCCGCUGUUUCCUGCCUUUCCUUUUCAGUUGGAAAGUACGUAAUCUUAGCCAUGUAUGCGGUUUGAUUCUUCGGGAUUGCUGAUGGGGGUGUGAAUGGGAAAACAUAUGUGAAAUUCCUUGCAAGAGUAAGAGUAAUAAUACAAGAGGCUGGGGUAAGUGAUCACUUUAUGGGAUGCCUAAAGGCUCCUCACAGCUCCUGCUGCGAGGAUGUGCCUGUUAGGGGAACGUUUCCAAGAUAAAAGAAUUUCAGCAGCGGAACAGGCUGCUUGGCAGGCAAACUAUGGAAUCCAUUUUGAGUUCCUGCAUUUUUUCACGGCUUGGUGCUGAGCCAAGUGCUUUUAGAACUGGGUAAAGGAUGCCAGGGCUAGAACCGAGGGAGCUCUUUGGCUUGUGAAAGAUCUCUGUUGUGUUCCAGAUUGGAAUUGGUGAGUGCUGAGCCAGUGCAGGGCCUCCAUGCUUAUCAGCCAAGAGCUUUCCUAGCAGACAAACAGUUAAUGGUCCUUAGGAUUCUUAAUGCUUCUCAGGUACAACACAGACUUAAGGGGGAACUAGACUUCACCACAAUAAAAUGGGAGAACUCCCAAGUCACCAGUC
This is a messenger RNA of Eublepharis macularius, 1247 nucleotides long. RefSeq names its product DNL-type zinc finger (gene DNLZ). Gene Ontology annotation, biological process: protein folding; protein stabilization; protein import into mitochondrial matrix. Gene Ontology annotation, molecular function: zinc ion binding; protein-folding chaperone binding. NCBI's taxonomy places the organism in Eukaryota, Metazoa, Chordata, Lepidosauria, Squamata, Eublepharidae. The record is from RefSeq and is a predicted model, not a curated record. Gene Ontology annotation, cellular component: mitochondrion.